AUAUACCAAUUAAAAGUGUGGCUUUAAAAGUCAGAAAUCUUUGAAGAAAUAAUACAAAUAGAGAAAAAUAAGGAUUUAUCCAUGGAGGAUAAAAAUAGAAGUUCAAUGGUGGUUUGUGUUACUGGUGGUUCAGGAUACAUAGCUUCAUUUCUGGUGAAAAAACUUCUUGAAAAUGGCUACAAAGUUCAUGCCACCCUUAGGAACUUAGAGGAUAAAUCAAAGGUAGGCUUGUUGAAGAACUUGCCUAAUGCAGAAGAAAAUUUGAAGUUAUUUCAAGCUGAUAGACCAGAAGAAUUUGAGCAAGCAAUCCAAGGUUGUGAAUUUGUUUGCCAUGUGGCCACUACUUUUCUACAUACUGAGGGAUUUCAGUACAAGAAUCCAGUAGAAGCAGCAGUUGCAUCAGUGAAGAAUAUUGCAAUGGCUUGUAUAAAGUCUGGUACUGUAAAGAGGCUUAUAUAUACAGGCACUGUGCUUGCUGCUUCACCAAUGAAGGAUGAUGGCAAUGGCUUCAAGGAUUUGAUGGAUGAAACAUGUUGGACUCCUCUCAAUGUCCACUUCCCUUUUAGUGAUGAUUUUGUUAUGAAUUAUGUGGAAGCAAAGACUGCAUGUGACAGAGAAAUCUUGAACUUUGGCAAAGAUGGAUUUGAGGUUGUGAGCUUAGGUUCUGGUCUAGUUGGAGGAACAACACUCUUGUCAAAUAUCUCACCAAGCGUGGCUGCUAUGUUGUCGGUGAUAACUGGUGAUGAAAUUUAUUACAAUCAACUCAAGUUCAUAGAAGAGGUUGAUGGAAAAGUUCCAAUUAUACACAUUGAAGAUGUUUGUGAAGCUCACAUUUUCUCAAUGGAAAAUAAUGAUUCUAUGAAUGGUAGAUUCUUGUGUGCUAGUGCAUUUGUUUCUUCUGCAGAAAUUGCAACUUAUUAUCAACAAAACUAUCCAGAAUUUCAUGUCAACCAAAAGUACUUGGAUGAUCCAAAGAGAGAAGUGAAAUGGGGAUCAAAUAAGCUCAUGGAGAAGGGUUUUGUGUACAAAUAUGACAUGAAGAAGAUAUUGGAUGACAAUAUUAGAAGUGCAAGGGAACUUGGAGUUCUCAAAUUACCAUCAUCUGCUUAAUGGAACUUUUAAUUUUCAUAUAUGAAAAAUAUUUACUCGUAUCGAGUGUUUGUAACAAAUCAUAUGAAUUUAUCGUAAGUAAUAAAAUAAGGUGAUAAUAUUUGCUAA
Molecule: messenger RNA, 1218 nt
Organism: Solanum verrucosum
Lineage: Eukaryota; Viridiplantae; Streptophyta; Magnoliopsida; Solanales; Solanaceae
Product: anthocyanidin reductase ((2S)-flavan-3-ol-forming)-like
Exons: 6
Coding region: 82-1110 (342 amino acids)
Molecular function (GO): oxidoreductase activity, acting on the CH-OH group of donors, NAD or NADP as acceptor
Source: RefSeq, a predicted model, not a curated record